Messenger RNA from Talaromyces proteolyticus, 1071 nucleotides. Its product is annotated as putative nuclear pore complex subunit. The transcript is spliced from 3 exons. Gene Ontology annotation, biological process: mitotic spindle assembly checkpoint signaling. Gene Ontology annotation, molecular function: ubiquitin binding. The coding region runs from base 1 to 1071 and encodes 356 amino acids. Gene Ontology annotation, cellular component: mitotic checkpoint complex; kinetochore; bub1-bub3 complex. The record is from RefSeq and is a predicted model, not a curated record. NCBI's taxonomy places the organism in Eukaryota, Fungi, Ascomycota, Eurotiomycetes, Eurotiales, Trichocomaceae.
AUGUCACACUCUAAUCAAGUCACCGUUGCAUCCCCGCCCAGUGACGCCAUCUCUGCCCUCAAGUUCUCUUCUGAUCCAGACUCGACUAGGAUAGUAGUCUCUUCGUGGGACAAGAAUGUGUAUCUGUAUGACCUGCGCGACGAAAACGGACAAGUUGGUGUUGGCAAGCUUCUUCAGAAGUUUGAACAUAGGGCCCCCGUGCUUGAUGUCUGCUUCGGCGCGAAUGAAGACGAGAUUAUUACCGCAGGCUUGGAUUGGGAUGUGAGAAAAAUCGAUGUCAACACAUCCACACAAACCGUGCUUUCUACCCACGAAGCUGGCGUCAAAUCGGUAGUUUACAGCAAAGAGCAUUCAAUUGUCAUAUCCGCAUCAUGGGACUCGACACUUCACGUCCAUCGAUUGAAUGCUGAUUCUACACCGGCAGUCAUUCCGCUCCCAUCGAAACCGUUCUCUCUCUCCCUCUCACCUACCAAGCUCGUUGUCGCAAUGGCGUCUCGGGCCCUACACAUCUACGACCUCAAGUCCCUCGCAAUGAUAACCGAUCAAGCAGACGUGGAUCCUCCCUCAGUCAAUAAGGUUGAAAUAGAACCCUGGCAACGGCGGGAGAGUAGUCUCAAAUUCAUGACACGCGCUGUUGCAUGCAUGCCAGACGAUGCAGGCUAUGCGUCUUCGAGCAUUGAGGGUCGAGUGGCUGUGGAAUGGUUCGAUCCUUCUACGGAAUCACAAGCCCGGAAAUACGCAUUCAAGUGCCACCGGCAAACAGUCGAGGAUGUGGAUGUUGUCUACCCAGUCAACGCCCUUUCGUUCCAUCCUAUUUUCGGCACAUUCGCUUCCGGCGGCGGCGACGGUGUGGUUGCGCUGUGGGAUGGCAUUGCGAAGAGGAGAAUUCGCCAAUACCAGAAAUACCCGGCCAGCGUUGCGGCCCUCAGCUUCAGCUCCAAUGGAAAGUAUCUUGCCAUUGCUGUCAGUCCUGGGUUUGAAGAUGGCCAGGAUGAUGUGCAGCCUGGUACUGUGCAGAUAUUUGUGCGUGAGCUAGGCGAGACCGAAGCAAAAGGCAAGGGGCCAAAGUAA